AUGUCAGCACCGCCUUCGGAAGUGUCCUUCAGCACGUACGAUGUCGAUAGAGACGACACAAGUACUUUGGCAACUUCCAUCUCUGGCAAUCGCAUAGACAUUGACUUCGACACCGAUACUGACUCGGCUCUUGGAUCUGAUGACCUAGAUCCGGACACGCGAUCUCUGACAUCUUCGAUCUUCAAUUAUCGCUGGGAGAACGGACGCCGGUAUCACGCUUUUCGCGAUGGCGAAUACUGGUGUCCGAACGAUGAGUCUGCCAGCGAGCAGCUCGAUCUGGGGCACCAUAUUUAUCUUCUUCUCCUCGAUAAUCGCCUUUUUCUAGCUCCUAUAGCCGCCGAACCCCAGAGGGUACUCGACAUUGGCACGGGAACCGGUAUAUGGGCAAUCGAUUUCGCCGAUCAGUAUCCCUCUGCCACUGUCAUCGGUACGGACCUCUCACCGAUCCAGCCCGAGUACAUUCCGCCUAACUUACAGUUCGAAAUCGACGACGCCGCCUCCGACUGGACUUUCCCCAAGAACAGCUUCGACUUCAUCCACGUCCGCGGCCUCUUCGGGUCGUUGCGCGAUUGGCCAAGAUUCUAUCAGCAGGUCUUGGAGCAUCUGAAACCUGGCGGCUACUAUGAGCAGUUAGAAUGCAGCUGCUAUUGUCAUGCCGACGACGACACGACGCCGCCGGGCUCGCCACUUGCGCGAUGGGGUCAGUUGUUCACGGAAGCAGGGAGGAGGACGGGCAAGGAGGUCGAUGUUAUCGAUUACCAGUAUCGCUGGCUUCGCGAGGCGGGGUUUGAGGAUGUGCGGGAACAUCGCUUCAAGAUGCCGGACUCGCCGUGGCCGAGUGAUAGGACUCCGGAAGGUGCGAAGCUGAAGGAGAUUGGUAAGUUGAGGAGGUUAGAGAUCGAUAGUGGAAUGGAGGGAUGGAGUCUAGCUAUGUUCACGCGCGUGCUGGGCAUGAGCUAUGAGGAGGUGCAGAUGUAUCUGGCGGAGGUGAGAAGGGACUGGGCGAACAAGAGGAUACAUGCGUACACGAGGGUAGGCGUUGUGUAUGGGAGGAAGCCGAUGUGGCCGUGA
Molecule: messenger RNA, 1071 nt
Organism: Cyphellophora attinorum
Lineage: Eukaryota; Fungi; Ascomycota; Eurotiomycetes; Chaetothyriales; Cyphellophoraceae
Exons: 1
Coding region: 1-1071 (356 amino acids)
Molecular function (GO): methyltransferase activity
Source: RefSeq, a predicted model, not a curated record